AUGGGAAGCAGGAAGUCGCUGUGCUGUGGGUUUUCAGCUCUGGAAGUGACGCUCGGCGUCAUCUUCGUCGUUAUGACCGGCGUGUGCAUCUCGCUGGUUGUACUGUACGUUACCAGGGAAACGCACGCAGAGACUCCGCCCCCUCAGCACACACCUUACCUGAUCGGCGUGGGCCGAGCCGACUGCACCGGACCGCCGGCUGACGUCCCUAUGAUGGGCUAUGCAAACCCUCAGCAGACGGCUGCAGGCAUACACACCCGUCUGUACAGCAGAGCCUUCAUCGUCGAUGACGGCAAGCGCAGGGUGGUGUUCGUCACGGCAGACAUAGGAAUGGUUUCACAGAGGCUCCGACUCGAGGUUCUGCAGGCACUGCAGGGGAAGUACGGGGAUCUAUACCGGCAGGAUAACGUUGUUCUGAGUGGGACUGGAAGUUUCGUUGCUGGUUUCUCCUCCAGUAACCUCGGUGACGUCACUCCGAACACCGGAGGACCGUACUGUGUGAACACUGGGCUGCCCUGUGACUACCUGAACAGCUCCUGUCCCAUAGGAGGGACUACAAUGUGUCUGGCGUCCGGACCUGGAGAAGACAUGUUUGAGAGCACUCGGAUCAUCGGACACAACGUCUACCUGAAAGCCAAGGAGCUGUAUGCAACUGCAGUCGAGGAGGUGACCGGCUUUAUUCAUCAUGCUCAUCAGUGGGUCAACAUGACUGAUGUCACUGUUCAGAUCAAUGAGACACACACGGAGCUGGAGUCAGAGGGAACUCUAAAGGACAUGGAGGUGGUGAUUGCAGGCCUCAGUAACGUCUACACUCAUUACAUCACCACCUAUGAAGAGUACCAGGUACACAUCUGCUGAACCUCAUGGGAUUUGUAGUUUUUAGAGUCAUUUGCUAAAUUACAUUAAUCAUGUUUCCAGGACAGAGUCGCAGAGCUGCCAGCCGGCCCUCAGCCUCCCUUCUUCACAGAGAACCUCUUUAAUUUUGUGCCCCUGGCGCUCUUUGACAGAAAACCUGAGAAUAUGAGCUUUGGAGACGUCCUGGAGCAGGUUCACCCCGUUUACAGACAGGGUGAUGUUGUGACGGUCACGUUUGUAGCAGGAAACCCGAGAAACUCUGGAGAUAUUAGGGAUAAAACUUUUGUCACUGUUGAGAUUUUUGACAACAGAACAGAAACCUGGGAGGUUGUCCACAACGAUGCAUCAUGGGAGACCAGGUUUCACUGGCUGAAGGGGUCAAACCGGGAGAGCAACGCCACAGUGGAGUGGCAGAUUCCCCCGACGGCCUCGGCGGGCUCCUACAGGAUCAAACACUUUGGCCACUACAAAGAGCUGAAAGGCCUGCAGCCGGUCAUAACGCCGUACGAAGGCUCGUCGGACGUCUUCACGGUCACCGCCAGCUUCUACUACGAGUGA
Messenger RNA from Neolamprologus brichardi, 1413 nucleotides. Lineage: Eukaryota; Metazoa; Chordata; Actinopteri; Cichliformes; Cichlidae. The record is from RefSeq and is a predicted model, not a curated record.